AUGUCGCCGGUCUUCCACGAGUCCAUUGAUCCGACGCUGGAGUUUUUCUACCACCCACGCACCUUAACAUGCCUGGUGGUGCUCCUGGCCGGCUUCCUGUAUGUGGCCCUGUACAUUGAUCCCUCGGACGACAUCCUGAACACAAAGUUUGGUCUGGCCGCCAUCUGCUCAGCCUUUGCGAUCAUCGGCAUGGUUCUGUUCCGGGACGGUCCCUUUAUCCGCCCGCACCCGGCCUUCUGGCGUGUGGUUCUGGCAGCGAAUGUUCUGUACGAGAUGUGCCUAGUGUUUUUGCUGUUCCAGAGCAAGCACACGGGCCGGUCCUUUAUGGCCUUUUUUGAUUCGGAUCUCGGCCAGGAGCUGCCGGAGCGGUCCUACGGCGACCAGUGCGCGCUGACCGUGGAGAAUGUGCGCUCGGGCAUAGAUAUAUUUGUGCUGGCGCAUUCGCUGGGGUGGUUCGGCAAGACCUUGAUUAUCCGGAACCAGACUAUGUGCUGGAUUCUGUCGGUGACCUUUGAGCUUCUGGAGUACUCGCUGGCGCACCAGCUGCCGAACUUCAACGAGUGCUGGUGGGACCACUGGAUCCUCGGACGUUGGUGCGAGUACUUCAAGAUGAAGACGUACACUUGGCACGGCAUCCGUGAGAUCCCGUCUUUGACGGGCAAGCUGAGCCGGGCCGGCCUGCAGUUCACGCCACACAGCUGGACCACGUACGAGUGGGCGCCGACCGAGCGGUUCAAGAACUUUGCGGGAAUCGUGAUGUUUGCGGUGUUGAUAAUGCUGGCGGAGCUGAAUGUGUUCUAUCUCAAGUCGCUUCUGUGGGUGCCGCCGGAGCACCCGCUGGUGAUUGCGCGCCUGGCGCUACUGUUUCUGUUUGCCCUGCCCGGUGCCCGCGAGUACUACGAGUACUACUCGAACCCGCGGUGCAAGCGCAUGGGCGCGCAUUGCUGGAUGCUGAUUGUCACCCUUUUGUCUGAGCUGCUGAUUAUUGUGAAGUUUGGCCGCGGCGAGUUCACCGAGCCCUUCCCCACCUAUGUGAUCGUGUUUUGGGCAUGUGUCGCUGCUGUUUUGGUCGGCUUCUCCGUCUGGCGCUUUGCAUUGAAGCCCAGACUUGCCAGCAAGAGCCAUGCAAAGACAGAGUAA
Linderina pennispora is the source of this 1140-nucleotide messenger RNA. RefSeq names its product PSS-domain-containing protein. Gene Ontology annotation, biological process: phosphatidylserine biosynthetic process. The transcript has 2 exons. The coding region runs from base 1 to 1140 and encodes 379 amino acids. The record is from RefSeq and is a predicted model, not a curated record. NCBI's taxonomy places the organism in Eukaryota, Fungi, Kickxellomycota, Kickxellomycetes, Kickxellales, Kickxellaceae. Gene Ontology annotation, molecular function: L-serine-phosphatidylethanolamine phosphatidyltransferase activity.